Molecule: messenger RNA, 807 nt
Organism: Didymodactylos carnosus
Lineage: Eukaryota; Metazoa; Rotifera; Eurotatoria; Philodinida; Philodinidae
Source: the annotation of a GenBank genome assembly
AUGUAUCCUAAUAUUGGUAGAACGAAUGGAAUUCUUCAUAGUGAAUGGUCCAUUACACCACCAUGUAUUAUUCUCGUGUUUUUUCUCAGUGGUUUACUAUUAGAAACAAAACUAUUCGUUCAUGAAAUUAUUCGUAUUCGUUUACAUUUACUUGUUCAGAUUUAUAGUCUGUCAUUUAUGCCUGCUAUUGUCUAUGGUUUAGCAUUAUUAUAUCUACGAACAAUGGAACAUUUAUAUUCAUUCAACAAAACAUUGAUUGCUAGUAUUGUCAUAACAUCGAGCUUAUGUACAACAAUUUCAGGGAAUGUUAUUAUGACAAAACAAGCAGAUGGAAAUGAAUAUUCAGCAUUGGGAAAUAUUCUCGGUGUAUUUAUAUCACCGGCUAUCGUAACAUUGUUCAUGAAAAAUCCACUCAUCAGUCUUUUAAUAGCAACUGAAUAUAAUGUCACACCGAAUAAUCAUACAAAUAAUCUCAAUCAUACUUUAGACUAUAAAAAGACAUUGAUUAACUUAGGAUAUACAGUUAUACUCCCUCUUGUUGUUGGUCAAAUAUUUCAAUUAAUUUGGUCAGCUAGAAUAAAAGCUCUUGCUAAUAAACUUCAAUUUCCUAAAUUGUCCAGUGUACUAUUACUGCUUAUAUUAUGGUGCGUGUUUUGUAAUGCAUUUGCCAACAAAUCAUUCAAGUUGAUUUCUAAAACUGAUUUGAUUGUUCUUCUGAUCAUCCAAGUUCUAAUUUAUAUUUCGUUCUCUCUGUUUAUUAUGAUUAUUGCUCGAUUACCAUUGAUUAAUACUCUCUAUUCUGAAUAA